Molecule: messenger RNA, 2181 nt
Organism: Carya illinoinensis
Lineage: Eukaryota; Viridiplantae; Streptophyta; Magnoliopsida; Fagales; Juglandaceae
Product: protein FAR1-RELATED SEQUENCE 5-like
Exons: 3
Coding region: 1-2181 (726 amino acids)
Biological process (GO): regulation of DNA-templated transcription
Source: RefSeq, a predicted model, not a curated record
AUGGCUUCCAAUGUACACUUGACGGAUGAUGAGUAUGAUGAAGUUUUUGUUGAUGAUGGGCCUGAUAAUUAUGAUGGUACCGAAGAACCUAAGGAAGAUGAUGGUGUCGAGGAACCAAUAGUUGGAAGGACUUUUUCUAGUGAGGAAGAAGUCCGGUCUUAUUAUAUGAGAUAUGCUAAACAGAAAGGGUUCGGGGUCCGUAGAAGGAAUUCUAGACAGCGCGAAGAUGAGCGGGUUAGAUGGUUCACAUUGGUAUGUGCGCGGCAAGGCACAGCAAAGAGUCAGGCUUCCAAUAUACUCAAGCCAAGACAAAUAGAGAGGGUAGGGUGUAAAGCAAGAAUUAAUGCAGUUUUGAAUGAAGAUGGCGGAUAUACCUUGUCUAGUGUAAUAUUGGAUCACACACAUUAUGUCAGUCCAGGGAAAGCAAGACACUUUAGAUGCUUCAAGAAGGUAGAUGCUCGUGUGGCUAAGAGGCUGGAAAUAAAUGAUGAAGCUGGAAUACGUACGUCAAAAACUUUCCAGAGUGUAAUUGUUGAAGCAGGGGGGUAUGAGAAUGUGCCAUUUGGGCAAAAGGAAUGUCAAAACUAUAUUGAGAAAGCACGACAACUUCGUCUCGGAGUUGGAGGCGUUGAAGCUCUAACUAACUACUUCCAGGAAAUGCAGAAAAUUAAUGCUGAAUUUUUUUAUGCGAUUGAUGUCGGCCCUGACAUGAGGUUGAAGAAUGUGUUUUGGGCAGACGCCCGAAGUAGAGCUGCGUAUCAAUCAUUCGGGGAUGUAAUCACUUUUGAUACCACAUACUUGACCAAUGCUUAUAAAAUGCCAUUUGCGCCAUUUGUGGGCGUGAACCAUCAUGGUCAGUCAAUCCUAUUCGGGUGUGGAUUGAUUUCCAAUGAGGAUGCGAAUACUUUUGAGUGGUUGUUUGAGUCAUGGUUGAAGUGUAUGAAUGACCAACCACCAAAUGCAAUCAUUACAGACCAAGAUAAGGCAAUGAAAGUUGCAAUUGCCAGGGUGUUUCCAACAACUAGGCAUCGCUUCUGUUUGUGGCAUAUCAUGAAGAAGCUUCCAGAAAAAUUUGGGUCACAUUCUCGAUAUGACGAGAUCAAAGAUAGUCUACACAAAUGUGUGUAUGACUCAUUAAGUGAGAAUGAGUUUGAAGAACGAUGGGGCGCUUUGCUUGAAACAAAUGAUCUUCGCGAGAAUGCUUGGAUGGGAUUGCUUUAUGCUGAUAGGCAUUAUUGGGUGCCGGCGUACGUAAAAAAUACAUUUUGGGCCGGAAUGUCAACCACACAACGUAGUGAGGGCAUGAAUGCAUUUUUUGAUGACUACGUUCACUCCCGGACCACAUUGAAACAAUUUGUGGAUCAGUACGAUUCAGCCCUUAGAAGGAAGGCAGAGAAUGAAGCAAUUGCUGACUUUAAUUCAUUUAACACUGAGAUUCCUUGCAUAUCUCACUAUCCUAUCGAGAAGCAAUUUCAAAAAAUAUAUACAAUUGCCAAGUUCAAGGAAGUCCAAGAAGAAUUUCGAGGGUUUUUGUAUUUGACUACCUCGUAUUUUGGUGGUGAUGGGGCAAACUUUACGUACGUAGUUGGGGAUGAGAUUAAGUUAGACAAGAGUGAAGUUCCACCAAAAUACAUUUUGGAUCGGUGGAGGAAGGAUAUAAAGAGACAAUAUGUCAAUUUAAGAAGUAGUUAUGAGGCGACGAGCAAUCCUGAGAAACAAAGGUUCAAUUGGAUCCAGAAUUGCUUCUAUCAACUAUGUUCAAAUGCCGCAAAGACCGAGAGAAGCUGUGUGAAAUUGAUCAGCCAACUAGAACAAUUGAAAUCGGAGUACCCCGAUGACGAUUCAUAUGGUGCUUGUUCCACAGCUGGUCUUGUUACUCCCAUUGAUGGCACAACCAGCAAAGUUCUUAGUCCAUUAGUUGUUCGGAGUAAAGGGAGACCCACAACUAAGAGAAGAACACACCCCGUUGAGAAGGCUCUCAAGAAACCGAGUACUAGAAGGAGAUUGUCCACAACUGAGCAAUCCUCGCUACAUGAUCAAGAAAGCCAAGUUUGGACACAUGGGCCGGAUUUUUUUUGUACUCCCUUGUCUGCUCGUCCACCUCCAAUGCAAGCGCAACCUGUGCAGAUGAAUGACUCGGAUCAGGAUGAUUUACGACAGCCUAGAUGGUGGCAGCCAUGA